AUGACUCCAUGUUUGUCCCGUCGUGGUGCCCUUGCUGACAAGUCUGGCUGGCACACUCACGGUCCGAACCAGCUCGAGCAGCCAUGGCAGUCGACUGGGAUCAGCCUCCUAGCAUCGACACCAUGGCCCGCGUUGUACCACCACGUUCACCUUGCCGUCCAUUGCAGCGGUGGUGGGAUGGCUCUUGUGACCCACCACGAAUGCAUCGUCAAGUGCUGGACGGAUGGGGACAACGGCCAUCAGGACAACGUCUUGAGUGAACGUGGUCGGAUCCGGCCACUCGGCCGGUCUCCAGUCUCGACAAAGGAGACCCUGACUUGCUGA
Plenodomus lingam JN3 is the source of this 324-nucleotide messenger RNA. NCBI's taxonomy places the organism in Eukaryota, Fungi, Ascomycota, Dothideomycetes, Pleosporales, Leptosphaeriaceae. The record is from RefSeq and is a predicted model, not a curated record.